GCCGGCCGCAGCAACGUGCGGAUGGAGCACAUCGCCGACAAGCGCUUCCUGUACCUCAAGGACCUGUGGACCACCUUCAUUGACAUGCAAUGGCGGUACAAGCUGGUCCUCUUCUCCGCCACCUUCGCCGGCACCUGGUUCGCCUUCGGCGUCAUCUGGUACCUGGUGGCCGUGGUCCACGGGGACCUGCUGGAGUUCGACCCGCCGGCCAACCACACGCCGUGCGUCAUGCAGGUGCACAUCGUCCUGCUCAUCACCCAACUCGUCCUCACCACCAUCAUGGAGAUCUUCAUCACCGGCACCUUCCUGGCCAAGAUCGCCCGGCCCAAGAAACGCGCCGAGACCAUCAAGUUCAGCCAAAACGCGGUGGUGGCCCAACACAACGGCAAGACCUGCCUGAUGAUCCGCGUGGCCAACAUGCGCAAGAGCCUCCUCAUCGGCUGCCAGGUGACGGGCAAGCUCCUCCAGACCCACCUCACCAAGGAGGGCGAGAGCGUCCGCCUCAACCAGGUCAACGUGGACUUCCAGGUGGACACCUCCUCCGACA
Molecule: messenger RNA, 547 nt
Organism: Cariama cristata (Red-legged seriema)
Lineage: Eukaryota; Metazoa; Chordata; Aves; Cariamiformes; Cariamidae
Gene: KCNJ10
Product: potassium inwardly-rectifying channel, subfamily J, member 10
Exons: 2
Biological process (GO): regulation of monoatomic ion transmembrane transport; potassium ion import across plasma membrane
Cellular component (GO): plasma membrane
Molecular function (GO): inward rectifier potassium channel activity
Source: RefSeq, a predicted model, not a curated record